Myxocyprinus asiaticus (Chinese sucker) is the source of this 1366-nucleotide messenger RNA. RefSeq names its product NIPA-like protein 2. Lineage: Eukaryota; Metazoa; Chordata; Actinopteri; Cypriniformes; Catostomidae. Gene Ontology annotation, molecular function: magnesium ion transmembrane transporter activity. Gene Ontology annotation, cellular component: membrane. Gene Ontology annotation, biological process: magnesium ion transport. The record is from RefSeq and is a predicted model, not a curated record. The transcript has 12 exons. The coding region runs from base 132 to 1148 and encodes 338 amino acids.
GUCAGACUCAGUCCAGCUUUACAGAAGAGUCCAGCACUGUCUCAUUCCUGUACCAGAAUCCUUGUGUUUGUGAGUGUGGUUUUCUCCACUCUCUUUACAUGCCUUGUGAGAACUACAGGUGAAGAUCCAGCAUGGAGGUUUAUAUUGUGGGAAUCUGCAUCGCAGUGUGUGGAAACUUUCUCAUCAGCAUCUCCUUAAAUAUCCAGAAAUACACACAUUUGCGGCAGUCACAGCGAGGAACGCGGCCGUACUACACCAGCCGUCUGUGGUGGUGCGGGAUCCUGUUGAUGGGUUUGGGUGAGCUGGGAAACUUUGCUGCGUAUGGAUUUGCACCGGCGUCUCUCAUUGCACCUCUCGGCUGUGUGUCAGUCAUCGCGAGUGCCGUCAUUUCUGUGGUGUUUCUCAAGGAAACAUUACGCGCUUCUGAUAUUCUUGGAGGAGCUUUAGCACUGACAGGCACCUACUUUCUUGUGACCUUUGCCCCUCACUCAUCCCCUCAUGUGACAGCCAAUAUGGUGGAGCGCUCGCUGGUCAGCUGGCAGUUCCUUAUUUACUUUAUGUCUGAACUGAUUCUCUUCAUUGUCCUCAUGUAUCUGUACAAGUGCAGGAACAUCAAACACAUAAUAAUCAUGAUGCUGUUAGUGGCAUUACUCGCUUCACUGACGGUGAUUUCAGUGAAAGCCGUUUCUGGAAUGAUCACAGAGACGAUUCGCGGCAGUCACCUCCAGCUGACGUAUCCCAUCUUCUACAUCAUGUUCAUCAUCAUGAUCAUAUCAUGCGCCUUUCAGAUCAAAUUUCUCAAUCAGGCCAUGAAGACGUUUGACGCCACUGAAAUCGUGCCCAUCAAUUACGUGUUCUUCACUGCGAGUGCCGUCGUUGCUGGGAUUUUAUUUUAUGAAGAAUUUUACGGUCUAUCUUUGAUAUACAUCAUCAUGUUUAUUGUUGGGUGUCUGUUGGCCUUUACUGGUGUGUUUCUAAUCGCAAGAGCUCGACCCAGUAUCAAGAUGGACCGUGUGUUCAUUUCAAUGGGACAAAUUCCAGGCAAAGGUUGCACAGAUAAAGUGCAGCCGCAGUCAGACGACGGUAAAUACGAGACACUGGCGUCUAAAUUUACAUGCAACAGCGGAAUUCAGCAGGACGACGCGUAGAAACAGGGGAGACAACUGCACUAAUGCUCAGUGUGUGUGUGUGUGUGUGUGUGUGUGUGUGUGUCUGAGAGGGCCAGUCCGACUAACUGAAUUUGAGUUUUUGAAACAUUUUAUUUUUAAUAUAAUUGUCUAAAAGUCACGAGAGCAUUGCAAUUGUUCCAAGUUUUUUUUUUAGACUUCUUGUUUUCAAAUAUCUAAUAAACUACAGUGUAAAAUUA